ACGUCAAUCGUUUUCAGUUCUGUUUUCGUUUUGAAGGAGUUCGUAUUGUUGUGAAUUUUGUGACUCUUGCGUUGUGUUUCCCAAGUUGUAACGUGUGAAACAAUAUCUAGUGAUUUAUUUUGUUCAUUCUCAAACAUGAAUCACACAGACGAUAAAUUCGAUGUUGAGCAGUACUUCUUGGGUAUUUUGGAUAGCGAUGAUAGCCUUUCGUCUGGAAUUGCCGCUAUCAAAACGCUGCUAAUGGUUCUGGAGAAGACUAAAUUUGACACGGUUCAGGAGCUGCAUUCGACUAUUCAGGCGGCGGUGCAAACAAUGAGAAAGACGGACAAACCAAUGACGUCGGUUGUGUCUGGAAGUGAGCUAUUUUCCCGAUUUAUCACGUUAGCCAAAUUUGACGAUAAAACCAUGGACGAGGUGCGGCAAAUCAUGUUGAGCAGAGGAAAAUUGUUCUUGGACAACCUACUGGAAAGUCGGCACAUUAUUGCAAAGCAGGCUACCAGCUUCAUCAGCGACGGAUGUCGAAUUCUUACCCAUGCGCGUUCACGAACAGUACGUGAUACGCUUAUCUUAGCAGCCAAGAUGAACAAACGUUUCCAGGUUUACUGCACCCAGAGUUUCCCAGAUAACCAAGGUGAACAAAUGCGUCGCGAGCUACAAGCCGAAGGAAUUGAAUGUACGCUUAUCCUGGACUCUGCUGUUGGUUAUGUGAUGGAAACCGUUGAUCUGGUGUUUGUCGGCGCGGAGGGAGUCGUAGAAAGCGGCGGUAUUGUUAAUCGAGUCGGUACCUUUACGAUGGCAAUGUGCGCCCGAGAAAUGAAAAAACCUUUCUACGUGCUAGUCGAAAGUUUUAAAUUCAAUCGGAUGUAUCCGUUGAACCAACGGGAUUUACCAAACGAUUAUAAGUAUUCCAAAAACAGCCUUACAGACAUUGCCAGAGCGCAUCCACUCGUAGAUUACACACCACCCCUCUACAUUACGUUACUUUUCACUGAUUUGGGAAUUCUGACACCAUCAGCUGUUAGUGAUGAGUUGAUAAAACUGUAUUUGUAAAAUUUACGAAGCUAUGUUAUAUAUUUUGAUAGUGAAAUAA
This is a messenger RNA of Wyeomyia smithii (pitcher-plant mosquito), 1090 nucleotides long. It is a transcript of the gene eIF2Balpha, whose product is annotated as translation initiation factor eIF-2B subunit alpha. Gene Ontology annotation, cellular component: eukaryotic translation initiation factor 2B complex. The transcript is spliced from 5 exons. Gene Ontology annotation, biological process: translational initiation. The record is from RefSeq and is a predicted model, not a curated record. Gene Ontology annotation, molecular function: translation initiation factor activity; guanyl-nucleotide exchange factor activity. NCBI's taxonomy places the organism in Eukaryota, Metazoa, Arthropoda, Insecta, Diptera, Culicidae. The coding region runs from base 136 to 1050 and encodes 304 amino acids.